AUGACGUUAGAAGCAUACGAGCAACUUUGGGAUACUUCCCACGAGUUUCUUACAAAACAUGUCACUUUUGUACAUUCCGUUACUAAACUGAUGCUGGAAAGGGCGAGUUAUUUACGCAACCAAUUGAUUUCCGAAGCCAGGGAGAAUAGCACAUUCGCAUCGGACUUCGAAAAAGCACAUAUUGAACUUCAGCAUAUGACCAAAUCAUUGCAAGCAUUUGUAGGCGAAUGGCACAGUUUGUUUGGAAUGGAAACAGUGAAUUCAAUUACAGAAAUAGCUCGCCAAUGUUCAGUUCCCCGCAAUAAGUUAACAUUGGAUUGUAGUAAACCGAAAUUGGAGUAUAACUUGAAUCAAAAAAUUCAGCUUAUGGUUACGUACAUUUUGAAUUCACAACAAGGAUAUUUUUAUGCAAUGGAUAAAUCUAAAACAGAGGAAUUUGCUAAUCAACUAACACCGCUACAACAGAUACCCAAGGUUCUGCUCACUAGGCUACCAUCAGCCGGGACAAUGUUUAUCCUUAAACUAGAUGGAAUAUGGCACCGAGCUGUACGCACUGAUACCACUGGAGGCCAGCCCAACUUAGCUGCAGUUUUUCUGGUAGAUCUUGGAGAAAUAUUGACCUAUGAAGAAGAAAUUCCUAUAGCUGAACUUUCCAUAGAGCUGAGCAAAGUUCCGGCAUAUGCAAUAAAGUGCCGGCUGGCGUCUAGUGAUUGCCAAAUUCUAUUUAACUUAUAUGAUACGAUAUCGUGUAAAGUGGUUGCGACAGAAAAUGAACAUAUGGUAGUGGAAAUGAGUCAAGAAAAAAUAGUCGCUAUUACUAGAGAUAAUUUUACUGAAGAAGAAUUGAAACAGUUAGAUGACUCACCAGAAGGAACAACAAAUGCCAUGAAAGCUGUGCUUGGCUAUGUACCGAGAGAUGAUAUCGAAAUAUGUAAGCAUUAUGAUCCACGAACAAAGCGGUGUUUCAAAGGAAGCAAUUGCAAACUGAGGCACGAAGAAAAAGAUCCUGAAGGAUGGACUCUUGACAAGGAUACGGUUUCGGUGGCUAUCCCAGCGCAAAUGGAAUUUCCUUUGCCGAAUAGUUAUGUGCAGUUGCAACCAACAUUCAUCGUGGAUGUUGAAAAAUUUUAUGCACAGUUAAUUUCAAACUCGAAUAAUAGCAAAGCUUUUGCGUUGCUAGUUGGUACUAUGAACGAUCCAGAAAUAAUAGCUGAAUACAAACCGCUGAAACUGAUGCCAUCUCUCGGAGAAUUAGUCAUAGCAAAAUAUGAAGAUGUGUGGUAUCGGGCCACAGUGUGUGACAUAUUCGAGGAUGAUGUGAGCGUGUUUUACGUAGAUUAUGGCAAUACAGCCAUUGUGAGUGCGCACGAUGUCCGACGUUGGGAAGAUCGUUUCAAAUUUUUACCGUACCAAGCAAUUUGUUGCCGUAUCGCAAAUAUCCGUCACAUUAAACCAUAUCAUAUAGAAGCAAUUCAGCAGCUUAACUAUUCAAUACUGGACAAAUCAUUGAGAGCACUAGUCAUUGACAAUAAAUAUCCGUGGGAGGUGCAACUUUUCGACAAUGAAGGCUUCGACAUAGGUAAAGCAAUGGUAAUGACAAAACUAGCACUUCCCCGCAUCCCAUGCAAGUUUGAUGAAAAUGCAUAUAUUCCUGGAUAAACGUAAAAAGUGAACUGGGAACGAUCCGUUUAUUGAAAAUAUUUUCAAAAAUACAUCCAGACAAGUAA
Molecule: messenger RNA, 1727 nt
Organism: Anopheles nili
Lineage: Eukaryota; Metazoa; Arthropoda; Insecta; Diptera; Culicidae
Product: tudor domain-containing protein 1
Exons: 5
Coding region: 1-1659 (552 amino acids)
Biological process (GO): spermatogenesis
Molecular function (GO): metal ion binding
Source: RefSeq, a predicted model, not a curated record